This is a messenger RNA of Daucus carota subsp. sativus, 2372 nucleotides long. RefSeq names its product polyadenylate-binding protein-interacting protein 7. The transcript is spliced from 6 exons. Lineage: Eukaryota; Viridiplantae; Streptophyta; Magnoliopsida; Apiales; Apiaceae. Bases 361 to 2085 code for a protein of 574 amino acids. The record is from RefSeq and is a predicted model, not a curated record.
UUAAAAAAACACAAAGACAAGCCUGUAGAAACUAAAAGGAUAGAUACAAACUCUACAUGUACACAUAAACAACAUAGGAGAGUACAUUAAACAUAAACAUACAUAGACAUCUCUACAUACACCUAUACAUACAGCACAGCCUAGAGCUUCAACAUCCUUGAAAAAUCUCAUCUUUUUACAAUCAGAUUCUUGUAAGUAUUAUUUUUCAUCUUUACCCAGUUGAUGAAUCAAUUUGCUAUGGUUUCUUCAAUCAUUCAGCUUCGUAAAGGACUUGGGUAACAUCUGCUACAAUUUGCAGAUUUUUUCAGUUCCAUUUCUCGAAUGUAACAUCAUUUUGUUUCAAUAUAAAAAAGAAAAAGAAUGAGCUUGUACAACAAAGGAGCUCUUACAGCUGACAAAAAGCCAAGUAUUGUUUCCAAGUUAACAACUUUAAAUCCUAAUGCCACUGAAUUUGUUCCCUCUGCUCUGAGAGCAUCUCCAGGAAGCCCUGGUGCAGCAGAUUCAUCGUCAAGAUUUGCCAGCGGUAGUAAUAAAGCACUAGGAAAAACAGUAUUAGAUAGAACAGAGUCCUCUGUUUCAAAUAACUCUGAUGAUGAGGCCCACCAAUACUGGCGCUGCCAACUCCCUGAUGAUAUUACUCCUGAUUUCAAAGUUAUGGAGAAGGAUGAGACCCUGGAAGUUAAUGGCCUUCCCUUCUCGAACUUGUCUAUAAUUGAUGGUGUUGAAAUGUCUAGGUUCCCUGCUUCACAUGGCAGUGCCUUGAUGUUGAAGGAACAGCAGGAGUUGUCUCCACACCAAAUUGAUGGUGGUAACUUUUCUCAAAAGAUGGGAUAUUCUGUUGCACCAUACGUUGAAGAUCCGAUUCCAUCCAGCUAUCUUAACGCUCAUGCUGAACCUUGGGACAAACAUAUUUCGAGCACUGGUAAUCUUUUGAACGGUAUGGGGGACGCCACCGCUUUUAAUGGAAAUUCCGACAUGUUAAAUGAGCAGCAGCUGUUGGAGAGUACAGACAUGUACCAUCUAGAGUUUUUGGCGUCACAGUUUCCUGGUUUUGCUGCUGAAAGCCUUGCAGAGGUGUACUAUGCUAAUGGCGGUGACUUGAACCUGACCAUUGAGAUGCUCACACAGUUGGAGCUUCAAGUCGAAGGUGGUAUAAAUCAGAGCCACAGCUCAAAGGCAUUGUCAGCUCCAAAUCUUACUGCACUUGAUUUUCCUGCACUCUCUGCUGGAGAUGGUCAAAAUGGCAUACGAAAAUACCAUGAAGACGAACUCCAACCAAAUGGUAGUCCUUAUCGACCUUCUGAGAAGGACAACUUGCUUUUAUUCAGAUCCGGUUCAUCGAUACCAUCCAGAGGGGCCAUAGAUUUUGCUUCUGCUGUGAGAAAAAUGGCUUCCCAGGAUUCUGGUAUCUGGAAGUAUGAUGGAAAUGGUGCUACAGAUGUGAGUGUUGGCUCUAGUAGAGCUUCACAUUCUUCAUCAGGCUCUUACCUUGGCGGGCAAGGGAGAGGAAUUUAUGGUGAUAGGGUGCAAGGUCGAAGUCCGGCUCGUGCAGCACCUGCUUGGCUUGAAACAGGAGAAGCCGUGGCAAAUAUGUAUUCUGAAUCACGCGAGGAAGCUCGCGACUAUGCUCGUUUACGUAAUGUGUACUUUGAACAGGCUCGUCAGGCAUACCUUGUUGGUAACAAGGCACUGGCUAAAGAACUGAGCGUGAAAGGACAACUGCAUAACAUGCAGAUGAAAGCGGCCCAUGCCAAGGCACAAGAAUCCAUUUAUCGGCAGAGAAAUUCACAUUACUCGGGGAUGCAAGGAAAUGGAAGAGGACAAGAGAGAUUGAUAGAUCUGCAUGGGCUCCAUGUAAAUGAAGCCAUCCAUGUAUUGAAGCGGGAUCUGACAAUGUUGAGAAGUGCAGCAAGAUCAGCAGACCAACGUUUGCAGGUUUAUAUAUGUGUGGGGACCGGCCACCAUACCAGAGGUUCUCGUACACCAGCAAGACUGCCAACAGCAGUGCAGCGAUAUCUGCUCGAGGAAGAAGGCCUCGACUUCUCUGAACCUCAGCCGGGGUUACUCCGAGUUGUCAUAUACUGAUCAAAACUAGCGGAGUUUUUUGACAUGUCAGUAAACCCCGUGUGCAUAUACGAGUAAAAAAGGACAGGUAAAAAAAGGAAGCAGAAACUUGUAUCAUUUAGUUGUAAUCAGUCAGCUACUACAUUUUGGUAGAUAUUAUGAGCCCUCGGUCUGGGUAGUCUCAGUACGUGUGGUUCUGUUGAUCCUGUAACUUUAUUUUUUUAUUUUUUGUUCCUUGUCCUUUAAAUGAGAUGUAACUGCUAGAAUAUGUUAACACUAUAGCUCAAUUUACCCAAUCAUUUGGUACC